UAGCAACUCCGUUAGCUUUUCGAAGUUUCUAGAUUGGGCCGCAAUCAUAAAUCCCAUUUUCCUUCUACUUUCCUCGUCUUUGAGCUGUGGUUUUGCUUCACGUAGCUAUCUGGUUACGAUCCGCAACCGGUUUCGGUUCUGAUUUCCCCCCUCAUAGUCAUGCCUCGGUAUUACUGUGAUUAUUGCGACACUUAUUUGACCCACGACUCCCCAUCAGUUAGAAAGCAACACAAAGCAGGGUACAAACACAAGGCAAAUGUUAGAACAUACUAUCAGCAAUUCGAGGAGCAACAGACCCAGAGCUUAAUAGACCAAAGGAUCAAAGAACAUCUUGGCCAAGCUGCAGCUUUCCAGCAGGUUGGAGCUGCUUUCAAUCAACAUCUAAUGGUUCAGAGGCCCCGACUUCCUGUUCUUCCAACACCUGUUAUGCCCCUUCCGAGGGGUGCACCAUUACCAAUGGUCCCAGGGAUCAGGCCCCCUGUUCUGCCUAGGCCGGUUCCAGGUGCUCCAGGUUAUGCUCCUGUUCCAGGCAUACCACCAACGAUAGCACCACCUGGUGCUCCUUCCUUACCUGGUCAAGUAAAUGGUCUGCCACAGCCUCCAACAUUGGCUCCGCUAUCGACAGUUCCUGGAACUGCAACGACACCCACUUCUUCUAAUGGGGCACCCACCAUGGUGACACCUGCAUUGUAUCAGACAAAUCCUGCUGUUCCAGCAAGUGGCAGGCUUGAGAAUUUCCGUGCCAGUGCACAGCCUUCUGAAGCUAAACAUUAACUGGUUAAACUGUAUGCUUUGCUUCCAUAUAUAAAGUAAGAGCCCUAGUAUACCCAUGUUUGUAUGCUAUCUGAUGCUUUGCAAUGAGUAAGGGUGUAUGGUAUUAUUUUGCUCGAAGGGUUGUUUGUUAUUCGACUUGAAGCAUUGUCUCAUUUUGCUUUGAUAUUGUCUAUUCUUUAAUUUUUGGAUAAAUUUGUCUUCUGGUAAUCAAUAUAAAUUUGGAAAUGAAUUCCUGGUCCCAAACUGUUUUAGACCAAUGCAGAAAUUAAAAGCGGGCUUAUCUUUGCAAUGGUUGGUUGACAGAAUCUGUAUUGCACCAAAAUAAUGUAAAUAAAUCAUCAUUCUUCACUCUUCAAUUUUUUUCAGUUUAUAUGCAUACUAAUAUUCUUUGUUAUGAUAAAGUUUGCAAUGUAACACAAAGGAUCAGCUGAAGAUUAUCAUGUGAUGUCCUGAAAAUAUCAUGAUUGCAUUAUUCUCAUAAUGAGUAAUCCUACCUUAUAUUUUUUUUAUUCUAGACCUAAUGAUUCCAGCUUAUUUUGCCUCUCUUUGAUAUCUUUUGCCAUUAUCAUAUUCUUUUUAGUGGCAAUCAGAGCUAACUCGCAUUCUUCCAAGUCUACUGAUAAUGUUUCAAUCAGCUUUUAUAUUGGGUGUUUUAAUGCCAAGUUGCAGCAAUUAUUUUGGUGCUGAAUUGUGGAUGGUUUUGUAUUGCCAUUAGUGUUUUAUAUUAAGCUGAAUUUUGUGUAGAUUUGGAUUGUAAUGAAAGCUGCUGACAGCUCCUGUGUGUGCUAUUUGUGAAUAAAUGAAAUAGUACAAGCUGCCGCUU
This is a messenger RNA of Hibiscus syriacus, 1597 nucleotides long. RefSeq names its product U1 small nuclear ribonucleoprotein C-like. Gene Ontology annotation, molecular function: zinc ion binding; pre-mRNA 5'-splice site binding. The record is from RefSeq and is a predicted model, not a curated record. Gene Ontology annotation, cellular component: U1 snRNP; nucleus. The transcript has 5 exons. Gene Ontology annotation, biological process: mRNA 5'-splice site recognition; spliceosomal snRNP assembly; mRNA splicing, via spliceosome. Lineage: Eukaryota; Viridiplantae; Streptophyta; Magnoliopsida; Malvales; Malvaceae. The coding region runs from base 160 to 774 and encodes 204 amino acids.